UCAGCCAGGAUCCAGGUCCUGCCCUCCACAUGUUUUUGCUGCUUGACCUGCAUCACGCCUGGAGCAUCGUGGAGGAGGAGGGGGGGGAGGAAGGCAGGCAGGAAGCCUCCUGCCUGCUUCGUUCAGCUGGCUACUCCCCUGCCUGCUCCUGGGAGGGUUGGGCUCAGAGCAGGGGGGCUGAAGGCAGAGUGGGACCUGCAUAGACCUCUCUGAUGAGCAGGAGCAGGGCCAUCUGUGGUACUGUGUGCCAAGGUAUGACAAGGAGACACGGUCAGGCUGGGGAGCACCCCCAGCCCUUCCCAGGACACCGGUGAUUCCCACUGCUGCCAGCUCAUUGCACCCCUCGCAGGAAAAGACUCUGUGUUUCCACUGCCGGCACACACCUUCCUCCUGGGCGGGAGGAAAUGCUCCUGGCAGUGCUGCCGGCAGUGCUGCCCGUGUCUCUCCAUGUCCCCCUAUCCCCUCCCAUGGUGGGCAGGCACGGUGCCAGGGAACAGAGGAGCAAGGAGUUCUUUUAUUGAGGGUGCAGGGCUGCCUGUCCUUGCUACUCCCUGCCUGUCCCGGGCAUCCUCCUGGGCACAGACCCUGUCCCAGUGGGGCAUGGCAGGGUGUGGGCAGCAGCGUGUCCCCCACUGGCAUCCCUCUGAUAGACACCCUAGACACCCCACCAGUGCCACCCACUCUUGGUUGCCUUCCCCAUCCCAGCUGCUGCGCCCCAGGCUCAUAUCAUGCCACCCUGUGCAGGACCCAGGGCUGGCAAGGCACAGCCAGGCGGGGGCUGGGGACGCGCCGCCUGUGGGCUGACAGUGUGUGACAUCGCUCUGCAGCUGGCAGAGGCCAUGGCACAGGGAGCAGUUGUUGGACAGUGGCCCUGGCACUGCCACGCUUCAGCACAACCGCGGGCAUGACCCGGGGUCAAGGUGCCCGCAGCCAGGCCAACGUGCCGGACUAGGGCCAGGCCAGCGGCCAGAGCCAGCAGUGGCUCUCAGGGCUGGGGUGAGGACGCUGGCCGCUGGCCGGAGCUCGGGGGGCCGGCUGGGGGUGGGCUCCGGAGCCAGCCCCUCCCCGGCCGUAUAAAUCCCGAUUCCCCCUGCAGACAGCCGUCCCAGCCCUACUCAGCUGCCGCAGCGCAGCGGCAGCGGGAAGGCGUCCGGAGCCGCCGUCGCAGCUGUGCCGGUGGGGGAAGGCUCCCCGCAGCCCGGGGGGUCCCCCCAGCAGGGCCGGGGUGCGGGCGGGCACCCCACCAUGGCCUUCACCAUGCUGCGCCCCGUGGCCGCCCGCGUGCUCUACCCCGACCUCAGCAUGCUCUCGGAGGACGAGGAGAACCGCAGCGAGAGCGACACGUCGGACCAGUCGUUCGGCUGCUGCGAGGGCGCCGAGGCUCGCCGCAAGCUGCCGCGGAAGCCGGGGCCGAUGGUGAUGGUGAAGCAGAGGCAGGCGGCGAACGCACGGGAGCGGGACCGGACCCAGAGCGUCAACACGGCCUUCACCGCCCUGCGGACCCUCAUCCCCACCGAGCCGGUGGAUCGGAAGCUGUCCAAGAUCGAGACCCUCCGCCUGGCCUCCAGCUACAUCUCCCACCUGGCCAACGUGCUGCUGCUGGGCGAGGGCUGCGAGGACGGGCAGCCCUGUUUCAGUGCCAUCUAUGGCGCCAAGGGCGACCUGGACAGCAAACAGCCCCGCAGCAUCUGCACCUUCUGCCUCAGCAACCAGCGGAAAGGGGGCAGUCGGAGGGACCUCGGGGGCAACUGCCUGAAGGUGCGAGGGGUCACGCCCCUGCGAGUGUCGCGGAGAUGAGCCGGGGUCCGGCAGCACCCGCCUGAGACAGCGGCAGAGGCAGACGGAGCCCGCACACGCCAGCCCAGAGACCGCAGCGGGGAGGGAGGGAGCUGCUCACCCGAGGUGGCAGCGGCCGAGCCCAGGCUGGCAGCGCACCGACACUGGCCCUGGAACCGGCAGGGGGGCGGGAGGGCGCUCCCGUGGCCGAGGCUGCCCAGCGGGGCAGGGCUGGGGAGGGGGGUCCCCGCGCCCCGGGGCUGGACUGGAAGGGGCCUGUGUGCGGCCGGCGUUGAGGCGCUCCGGGGGGACAGUGUCGUGGCCCUGGGGAUGCUGGUUGUGCACGUGCAGCCGCUUGGAAAAUAAA
This is a messenger RNA of Ficedula albicollis (Collared flycatcher), 2143 nucleotides long. RefSeq names its product transcription factor 15 (basic helix-loop-helix) (gene TCF15). The transcript is spliced from 2 exons. Gene Ontology annotation, biological process: developmental process; regulation of transcription by RNA polymerase II. Gene Ontology annotation, molecular function: DNA-binding transcription factor activity, RNA polymerase II-specific; RNA polymerase II transcription regulatory region sequence-specific DNA binding; protein dimerization activity. The record is from RefSeq and is a predicted model, not a curated record. Lineage: Eukaryota; Metazoa; Chordata; Aves; Passeriformes; Muscicapidae. Bases 1246 to 1797 code for a protein of 183 amino acids.